UCACCACUAGAGGCACUGGUUUCGACGUCCAUGACUCGCAUUUUCCGUGCUUUCAUUAUUUUUCAUACUCUUGGAGUGAUUUUUCGUGGAAUUUCAAGUAAUAGGGGCAUUAUUUGGCAUUAAGUGAUCUUGUACGUUAUACAGGCAUGGCGGGUGCUACACUUUUUGAGAGGGCGCAAGCGGUAUCGUCCGUGAAUCGGGAGGAGGGCAUUUCCCUUCUCAACAAGAUUGUCCGGGAACAGGAGAUUGCUGAAAACGAUGAGGAGCUUAUUCGAAUCAAGGAGCAGGGUAUUCUGCAGUUGGGUGAGCUAUAUAAGCAGGAGGGCAAGGCGAAGGAGCUGGCGGAUCUGAUAAAGGUCACCCGCCCCUUCUUAUCGCUCAUAAGCAAAGCAAAGGCCGCCAAGCUUGUGCGUUCGUUGGUGGACUUAUUUCUGGAUUUGGAAGCUGGUACGGGCAUAGAAGUGCAGCUGUGCAAGGAAUGCAUUGAGUGGGCGAAACAGGAGAAGCGCACAUUCUUGCGCCAGUCUCUGGAGGCCCGCCUGAUCGCCCUCUACUUUGACACUGGCAUGUACACAGAGGCUUUGGCUCUGGGGUCGCAAUUGUUGAAGGAGUUAAAGAAGCUCGACGACAAGAAUCUGCUAGUGGAGGUUCAACUGCUGGAGAGCAAGACUUACCAUGCCUUGAGCAAUUUGCCAAAGGCUCGAGCAGCUCUUACGUCAGCACGCACAACGGCUAAUGCGAUCUAUUGCGCCCCUAAAAUGCAGGCCGCUCUGGACUUACAGUCCGGCAUUCUACAUGCUGCAGAUGAACGAGACUUCAAGACAGCCUAUUCGUACUUCUAUGAGGCUUUUGAAGGUUAUGACAGCGUAGCAUCCAACAGAGCCCUCACCGCUCUCAAGUACAUGCUUCUUUGCAAGAUCAUGUUGGGCCAAUCUGACGAUGUGAAUCAAAUAGUCAGCGGGAAAUUGGCCAUUACGUACUCUGGGCGUGACAUUGAUGCCAUGAAAGCUGUGGCUCAGGCAUCCCACAAACGCUCCCUGGCCGAUUUCCAGUUGGCACUGAAAGACUUCAAGAAGGAACUGGAGGACGAUGUCAUUGUGAAGGCACAUUUGGGCACUCUGUACGAUACGAUGCUGGAGCAGAACUUGUGUCGGAUCAUCGAACCCUACAGUCGCGUCGAAGUAGCACACAUUGCGGAUUGCAUCAAGUUGCCCAUGCCGCAAGUGGAGAAAAAACUUUCGCAGAUGAUAUUGGACAAAAAGUUCAGCGGCAUUCUUGACCAGGGUGACGGGGUGCUGAUUGUUUUUGAAGAAACCCCCGUGGACAAAACGUACGACACUGCCCUCGAGGUUAUUCAGCACAUGGGGAAAGUUGUAGACACACUCUAUCAGAAGGCCAAGAAACUCUCAUAGGCGUUAUUUCUCUCAUGAGAGGAACAUUUUUGUAAGAAAUUAACUACAUUGUGAGCUACUUUCUCCUUUUUUCUAAAUCUAGCGAGGAUUUAAUUCUUCGUUAAUUGUAGAAUCUGCUAUUUCUUGGCCAUUUCAUCAAUUUGUUUUCUUCUAUUUCUGAUUAAUAACCUACUGGUCUCUAGUUUAUCUAACAAUCUAAUAUGAAAUUGCAAUUUUCCAAAUAAAAAAAAACUCGAGAGAA
This is a messenger RNA of Phlebotomus argentipes, 1653 nucleotides long. RefSeq names its product 26S proteasome non-ATPase regulatory subunit 11 (gene Rpn6). Gene Ontology annotation, molecular function: structural molecule activity. Gene Ontology annotation, cellular component: proteasome regulatory particle, lid subcomplex. Bases 147 to 1412 code for a protein of 421 amino acids. The transcript has 2 exons. Gene Ontology annotation, biological process: ubiquitin-dependent protein catabolic process. NCBI's taxonomy places the organism in Eukaryota, Metazoa, Arthropoda, Insecta, Diptera, Psychodidae. The record is from RefSeq and is a predicted model, not a curated record.